AUGUCAGAAGAAUUGGGCCAAAGUCCAGCGGUUGGUGACAGACUUCCAGCUCGGUCAAGAUCAGGCAGUGAAAGGCCCAACUACCACAUUGAUACCGAAGAUUUAGAUAUACGGGAUGACGACGAUGAUGCUGAUGAUUACCACGAAGAAGAUGAUAUCGAAGACGAGGAAGAAAAUGAAACAAAUGUAGUAGUGCAUACAGAAGGUCAAAUACCACCAGUUGCGAGGAGAGGAAGGCCGAGCAAGAGGAAGAGCCGAGAAGCCUCUCAGGACGAUAAUCGAUCUGAGACUGAGGCAUCACGCAGUGGUUCGACGGCUCCUGGCUUCUUGAACAUCAAGAGGCCGCGUCUUUCUUACCCAGUGGAUGAAUCAGGGAUGCCGCUUCCUGUUAUCAAUGAAGAAUAUGACCUUCCCGAUGAUCCCGAGGGUGAGACUAAGAUAAACCGAGACGGAAAUCUUUUAGGUGGCAGACAAUUCUUGGUACGUUCCUUCACGCUAUCUGACAAAGGUAAGCGUAGAUAUAUGCUGUCAACGGAGCCUGCAAGAGCUGUAGGAUUUAGGGAUUCGUACCUUUUCUUUCAGUACCAUCCCAACCUUUACAAGUUUAUCCUAUCGCAAGAACAGAAGAAUGAUUUAAUCGACCGCGGUGUUUUACCGUACUCCUAUCGCAGCAGACAAAUUGCGCUGGUCACUGCCAGAAGUGUGUUCAAGGAAUUUGGAGCCAAGAUUAUAGUUGGUGGUAAGAAUAUUACUGACGACUACUAUGCCACAAGAUUGCGUCAGGAAGGCCGAGUUGUUGAAGGAACAUAUGCUCGAGAACCAAUGAGAAAGGGAAACCUUCGCGGUUUCGAUGGAUUUGAUUAUGCAGAAAGUUCCGUGAAUCCAGCCAAGAAUGCAGUCGAGUUUUUCGAUAAGCGGCAUCAAAAUCAUCACAACGGGGGUGCAUCGACAGCGGGUGCGAACAAAAUAAAUGCGACGAACUGGCUCUAUCAGCAUGCGGCGGCUUGUAGUAGGUUCAACAGCGACAUGUAUUAUGACAGGGUCCGAAUCCUGCUGAUAGAACGUCAAGGUCUAAGGGACCCCUACACUAACACUUUACACUUACCACAGUCCACACAAGCUUCCAAGAUUUUAAAGACCUGUAGAAAACCGUUGACGACAGAGGAAAGACGCGAAGAAUGUUCGGUCGUCUACGAAACAAAGAUUAGCGAUGCUGAUUUGACAAGAAACAAAACUGGUCUAUCAGAAAUCCCAUUAGAAAUAUUCGACGGCACUGUCAGCGAAGAAGUGCUGGCAGCUAUUCUAGAACAGCAGAAGUUUGAAAGAGGCCUGUGA
Molecule: messenger RNA, 1335 nt
Organism: Torulaspora globosa
Lineage: Eukaryota; Fungi; Ascomycota; Saccharomycetes; Saccharomycetales; Saccharomycetaceae
Gene: NPL6
Product: Npl6p
Exons: 1
Coding region: 1-1335 (444 amino acids)
Cellular component (GO): nucleus
Molecular function (GO): chromatin DNA binding
Source: RefSeq, a predicted model, not a curated record